Messenger RNA from Schistocerca nitens (vagrant locust), 1083 nucleotides. Its product is annotated as piggyBac transposable element-derived protein 3-like. Lineage: Eukaryota; Metazoa; Arthropoda; Insecta; Orthoptera; Acrididae. Bases 1 to 1083 code for a protein of 360 amino acids. The transcript has 3 exons. The record is from RefSeq and is a predicted model, not a curated record.
AUGGAGUCCAAUAAGUUUUAUGGAAAACGCAAGAAAGGUGAAGAAUAUGAAGUUAGAAUGUAUUGGAAAACUACUAAUCGGAUUCCAGCUGUUGCUGAUGUAAUGAGCCGCAGUAGGUGGGAGCAGCUAAAAUUAGGACUCCAUUUCAAUGAUAACGAAACUAUAGAUCAAGCUGACACAUUGUACAAGAUCAGACCCUUUCUGGAGCCAUUGGUUGAAAAUUUUCGAAGAAUUCCCAUGAGUGAAAAAUUGUCAGUGGAUGAACAGAUGAUUCCUUUCAAGGGAAGACACACCUUGAAGAAUUAUGUCAAAAAUAAACCUAAAAAAUGGGGUUACAAAGCAUUUGUCUUGUGUGAUUCACAUGGAAUUGCACAUAAUUUAGAGAUAUAUUCAGGGAAAGUGAAACAUGACCCAUCCUUACCUGAUUUAGGUGUGAAUGGAAAUGUUGUUCUCAGAUUGGCUUCUGUAAUACCUAGACACAUGUUUCACAAACUGUAUUUUGAUAAUUGGUUCACAGGAGUUCGGUUAGAAGUUGAACUAGAAAAGAUGGGUAUUCAGUCUUUAGGAACUGUGAGACCUAAUCGGCUCAAAGGCUGUAUGUUCACUUCUGACAAAGUCAUGAAAAACAAAGGUCGAGGGAGUUAUGAGGAACAUUUAUCUAAAAUUGAUGGCAUUACUUUGAGUGCAGUAAAAUGGUAUGAUAACAAGCCUGUUCAUUUGCUCAGUACUUUUGCUGGUGCUCAUCCAACAUCAACAGUGGAGAGAUGGGACCGUACAAAGAAAGAAAAAAUAAACGUUGAAUGCCCCAGUAUUGUUCACUACUACAAUCAGUGCAUGGGUGGUGUUGAUCUAAGAGAUUGUACAGAGUGUAACGUGAGAAAACUAGAUCAGCUCAGCCUAUUGGACUUCAAAGCUACUGUUGCUGCUUGUCUUUGCAAACAGAAUAAGGAUGGACAGAAAAAAAGGGGAAGACCUAGUAGUUCGUCAACGGAAACUGCAAUUCAGUUGAAGAAGAAGAAGGCUGGGUCAGCAGCACCACUGCCUGAAAAAGACGAAAUAAUAAUUUGGGCAAUAGAAGGUUAA